AAUUUGAUUUGCUCUCCACUGUGUUCCUUUUCAGCAACUAAUACUUGUAUUAUUCAACAAUGAAGCUAAUCAUCAGCUCCUUUCUGCUGAUCUUUCGCGGCUGAAUGACUCAGCAUUAUCUGCGGACGGUAUUGAUUGGAAUCUUGCCUCUAUACGUGUUGCCAUGAGCCGAUUUCCUGAACUUCAUUUUAUUGUUCGCUCGUUUGAAAUGUCGGAAGUGUUGGAAAUGCGGCGAAUGGGCCGUUUUUUCUUUGAACGUUAUUUAGGAGAUACACGAGGUCCUUUGGAAGCGGCUAUCGACUCACCCACUUAUCUUCACAAUUUUUCUUCCAUUCACAUGAAGUUCUGUUAUCCUCAGUUAGCCUUGCUAUUCCAGUACUCAUAUCGAGCUUGGAAUAAGUUUGGAAUAUCUGGUAAAUCACCCGAGUUCCUGGUACAUUCUGCGGACCCGCCAGCAGAAUCCGAGUUCUACCCUGAUACCAACGUAGGGUUUCGGCCUAUCGAGCCUGGAUCAGGCGUUGAAUUCAGUAAAGCUCUAGGAGGUAAUCGUGUGCGGGAACAGUUCACAGUGGUUUUACUCACCUACAAUCGUGAUGCUGUGCUAGCUGCCUCAUUAGAACGGCUUCAUCGGAUUCCUUAUUUGAACAAAGUCAUUGUCAUUUGGAAUAAUGUCGAUCGAGAGCCAUUAGGAGCAUGGCCAAGGUUACAUGUACCUGUGGAGUUCAUAAAGGUUUCGAAAAACAGCCUCAACAAUCGUUUUGUGCCUUGGGAUCGCAUACGAACAGAAGCGGUUCUAUCUCUCGACGAUGAUAUUGAUCUGAAGCAACACGAAAUCGUCUUUGCCUUCAGAGUAUGGAGAGAGAACCGUCAUCGGAUUGUCGGAUUUCCAGCUCGAUACCAUGCCCGCUAUGGCGAUGAGAUGUACUACAAUAGUAAUCAUACUUGUCAAUUGAGUAUUAUACUAACUGGAGCUGCGUUCUUGCACAAGUCGUACUUUCACGCGUAUACUAACGAAAUGCCGGAAGCCAUACGUCGUCAUGUCGAUGAAGUAACAAACUGUGAAGAUAUUGCAAUGAAUUUCCUCGUCUCUCAUCUCACACGUGAACCACCUAUCAAAACGACUAGUAAAUGGACAAUCAGGUGUCCAACGUGCACGGAGACGUUGUCACAAGACGAAUCACAUUUCCGCGAACGACAUGAAUGUAUACGUCUCUUCACAAGAAUCUAUGGAUACAAUCCGUUGAAGUUUUCGCAAUUUCGUGCCGAUUCGGUUCUGUUCAAGACCCGGCUACCACCGGACAAGCAGAAAUGCUUCCGAUUCGUUUGA
This is a messenger RNA of Haemonchus placei, 1327 nucleotides long. The record is from the annotation of a GenBank genome assembly. NCBI's taxonomy places the organism in Eukaryota, Metazoa, Nematoda, Chromadorea, Rhabditida, Trichostrongylidae.